AGAGUCACGGUUAGUUUAGUCGACUAGUGAAAGAACGUUGGUACCUAUCUACUGGUUCCAGAAGCACGAACAGAAUACUGUUAGCGCUUGGAACAAGUGAGCGAUUAGUGUAUCGAAAGGAUUUCAACGAGUGACUACUAUGGAUAAUCGGAUACGAACCCCGGAUGUGAACGUGGGAACGAUUCAUUUACUUAAAAAUUAUGGCUGUUUUUCUCCACCAAUAGAAUAUCCCGCGCGACAAAGACCGGCACCAGUGAUUCGGGAGCUGAUUAGUUCAUCAACACCACCCAAAACCGCUUUGUCUUCAGUACUUUACCGCCACAGUUUGCUCACCGAUUUCACCUACACCGCUGCUGCGCCACUUUUAAGCCCGAUAAAGUGUAUCAAACGUAAGCAACGCUGUGAAAAACAACCCAUUCCCAUUGAUCAGAAAGAUGAGAAAUACUUCGAAAAAAGGAAACGCAACAACGAAGCGGCAAAAAAAUCUCGAGAUGCCCGGAAGCUUAGAGAAGAUAGGAUAGCUUUGAAAGCAGCCCUCCUGGAACGAGAAAAUGCCAUCUUGAAAUCACAGAUUCUGUCGCUUCAAGAUGAAAUUUACGCUUUGGCUCAAGUGCUGUGCCUAAAAAAUGCAAACUCGAACCAGUGAAGUUUUGUCGAGUGUGCACCCCAGUCGUUUGAGCAAAUUUGAAGUAAUACCUACCAAAUCCGGGA
Messenger RNA from Uranotaenia lowii, 711 nucleotides. RefSeq names its product D site-binding protein. Gene Ontology annotation, molecular function: RNA polymerase II cis-regulatory region sequence-specific DNA binding; DNA-binding transcription factor activity, RNA polymerase II-specific. Gene Ontology annotation, biological process: regulation of transcription by RNA polymerase II. The record is from RefSeq and is a predicted model, not a curated record. Lineage: Eukaryota; Metazoa; Arthropoda; Insecta; Diptera; Culicidae. Gene Ontology annotation, cellular component: nucleus. The transcript is spliced from 3 exons. The coding region runs from base 140 to 646 and encodes 168 amino acids.